This is a messenger RNA of Phytophthora infestans T30-4, 918 nucleotides long. RefSeq lists its product as uncharacterized. The record is from RefSeq and is a predicted model, not a curated record. Lineage: Eukaryota; Oomycota; Peronosporomycetes; Peronosporales; Peronosporaceae. Bases 1 to 918 code for a protein of 305 amino acids. The transcript is spliced from 2 exons.
AUGACUUUUGGCGGUCGCAACAACAGUGUUCCGUUCGAGCAGCUCCAUCUGACCGGAAAGCAACAGCAAGCAUGCCAAGAUCUCACCUGCCAACUAUUGGAUCGUACCCUUCGCAGCUACGCCGAACGAAACGAGGGUGUUGAUGGCCUCUUGAACGCACCGCGACAUCACGCUGAUCAUGACAGGAGUCGCUGGAAGCAACUUAAAACCCAAGGGAACGCCUCUCUUUAUGCUGAAAGAACGGACGGUCCGUGGCGCGACUUCCACUCGCCAUUUGGCAACUGCACCUUACUCGCCGUGGGAACCAUUCACGACACUCUUGACGAGAUCAUGUUCGGGUUGGAGACGCCAGACUUUGCUGCUAUUCAACUUCGGUCCGAGACACUUUUUAAGCACCCGGUGGAAGGUGCUGUCUUAGCGCAACUCGCGGGUCCUACCGAAGCGGAUCCAUUCCAGUUCAUGGGUAUAACGUGGCUGGAGGGACAACGGAGUUGGCCACUGAACCUGGUGACGCAGCGUCGCGACUUUGUUGUCGUGUCUGCGACCGGUGUCAUGCUGCAUACCAACGGUGAUCUCAUCGGGUAUGAGGUCGUGCAGUCCAUCGAUCUACCGCAGUGUCCUCGACUUUCAAAACCGACAGUGAGGGGCAAGGUCAUGUACGGCGUCAUCUACACUCAGCGAGACGAUGGAGACGUCGACGUGUUCGUCCAGAUGCACAUUGAAACGCGCAGCCAUUUAUACGAUAAGCUUGUUAUAUCUCAAGUAUGGGAAUCUGUGCUAAGGUUCUGGAACGCACCGAGUUUGUCGGAGGCCAAGAAAUUACAAGAAGUCCGACCACGCGGCGUCGCAGUACCCACCUUAGUGAUCACAACACAUGCGCACUUUGUAUGGUUCAAAUAUGCUCAAGCUGCAGAGUGA